GGUUCCGAGACUGACUCUUACCCGCUGCCGACAAUUGACCAUGGUGUCUGUUACCCUCAACGCACCUGCAUUCUGGAACCGUGUUGGAAAAAUUUUGGAUGCAUGGGUGGAGGGGCCAAAUCAGCCUGAUUGGGCACCGCUUGGCGAGCUUGACGCGCUCCUCGUUCUUUCCGGGGAGUCUCCGACUGAAGACGAGCCAGUGAGGAAGUCUACUGCUUUCCAAUCAUGGUUACUAGGAGGCUACGAGUUUCCCAACUCAAUGAUACUCAUACAAAGGGAUGCCAUUACCAUGAUUUCGUCUCCCUCCCAGGCCCAGAUCCUUCAGCAACUCUCUGUAGAUGGAGCUAUUCUUCCCAUUAAGGUGAUUGCGAGAGCACGAGCCAAAGAACCGCCAAACAAUGCCAUGCCAGAACUUCUGGAGAAAAUGGCCUCAUCUAAAAGGAUCGGGCUUGCUAUCAAAGAGAAGCAUACUGGGAAGCUUGUGGAUGAGUGGGAAAAGCUGCUGGCUGAACCGGGGCGCAAGGAACAAUUUGAGUUCAUCGAAUGUGGCCCGAUCCUUUCCUCUGCUAUGGCAUCAAAGGACGAGGACGAGCUUAAACUCGUCCGAACAGCCUCUCAUCUUGCUUCAGCACUCUUGGCUCAUUCAUUCGUUCCGAAAUUGGAGACAAUUCUUGACAAUCAGAGUAAAAUUGCUCAUAUACGGUUGGCGGACUACAUUGAGAAUCGACUUGGUGCUCCUGACGGGUCCAAGGGUCCUGACAUGCGUGUCUUUAACAAGAGCAAACACUUGGGACCAGAUGUUGAUUAUAGCAUGGUCGAGGUCACUUACACACCUAUUAUCCAGUCAAGGAACACGAAAACGGGCUAUGAUCUAAAGCCUAGCGCUACAUCGAGUGAGGACAACAUGGCUGUCAGCGGAGUAAUCCUCUCCUCGAUCGGUGUCAAAUACAAAGCCUACUGUGCUCAGGUAGGACGGAGCUUCUUGGUUGACCCGACAAAAGAGCAAGACCAAAACUACACGUUCUUGCUGAGUCUACAACAAGAACUCCUGUCCAAGAUGCAUGAUGGUGCUGUGGCUAAGGAUGUGUAUGCCACGGCUGUCGAUUAUAUCAAAGCAAAGAUGCCUCAUCUCGAAAAGCAUUUUGUGAAGACAAUCGGCUUUGGAAUGGGAAUAGAGUUUCGUGACAGUUCAUGGCUUCUUAAUGCCAAGAACACCCGCACACUCCGUUCCGAUAUGAUCUUUUCAUUAUCCAUCGGUUUCCAAGACCUUGAGGACAAAGAGGGGAAAAAAUACGCUAUAGGUCUCACGGAUACCGUCAAAGUAACUGCAAAUUCAUCCGUAUGUCUUACUGAAGGCAGCAAAACUCCGACGGAAUACAUCUUCCGCUUCGAGGAUGAGCCAAAGGAGAAAGCCUCUUCCUCCAAGGCUCCUAAUAAGUCAGACAAGAAGGCUGUAAAGGCGGACCCCGAUGCAUCCCCGAAAACGAAGCCAUUGAAUGGGGUGACUGUAGGAAGCAAAAUCCUCCGUGGCAAGACCCGACAGCAGUUGCUUGAUCCAGAGGCCUCAAAAUCCGUCCAGGCCAAGAUUGCAGAUCAUCAGAGAGAGUUGCAUGCCCAAAGACAACAGGAAGGCCUCGCGAGGCAUGCUGGGGAGGAUGGGACCAAUACGGAGGAUAAUCGUAAAACUUGGAAGCGUUUCCAAAGCUACAAGGGAGAAGCAGGCCUACCGAAGGAGGCGGAGUCCCUCAGGAUCCAUGUUGACCGCAGGAACCAAACCAUCGUCGUACCCAUUAACGGAUUCGCUGUACCCUUCCAUAUAAAUACUUUGAAAACGUGCAGCAAAAGUGACGAAGGAGAGUACACUAUUUUACGACUCAAUUUCCAAAUUCCCGGUUCUCAUGCUGGCAAGAAGGAAGACGCGCCUUUUGAAGACCCUGAUGCUACAUUCAUCAAGUCUCUCGUAUACCGUAGCACUGAUGGCAAUAGGUUUGAAGCGUUGAACAAGGCCAUAUCUGAUUUACGCAAGGAAGCCACUAAGCGAGAGAACGAGCAGAAAGAGAUGGCUGAUGUCGUUCAGCAAGAUAAUUUAGUGGAAAUUCGAGGACGGAAACCGCUCAGGCUUCCAGACGUGUUUGCCCGCCCGGCUCUAGAUGGCAAACGCCUUGCAGGAGAGUUGGAAAUCCAUUCCAAUGGCGUCCGCUACAUCUCUCCUCUUGGCGGAAAAAUUGAUCUUCUCUUUAGCAACAUUAAACAUCUCUUCUUUCAACCUUGCGAUGGCGAAAUGUUGGUUAUCAUCCACUUCCAUUUGAAAUCCCCCAUCAUGAUUGGGAAGAAAAAAACAAAGGAUGUACAAGUUUAUCGGGAAGCAUCUGAUGUUCAGUUCGACGAGACUGGGAACCGUAAACGCAAGUAUCGUUACGGCGACGAGGAUGAGAUUGAGCUCGAACAAAGCGAAUUAAAGCGAAGGAAACAACUCAACAGGGAAUUCAAGCAUUUUGCUGAGAAGAUAGCGGAGGCGAGUGAUGACCAAUUAGAGGUCGACAUUCCAUUCAGAGAGCUUGCGUUCGAAGGUGUUCCCUAUCGUACAAACGUGAAGCUGCAGCCAACAACAGAGUGCAUCGUCCACCUCUCCGACCCUCCAUUUUUUGUUGUCACGCUUUCCGACAUUGAAGUUGCCUCCCUGGAGCGUGUGCAGUUUUCGCUUAAGCAGUUUGAUAUGGUCCUUAUUUUCCGUGAUUUUAACCGUCCACCGAUACAAAUAAAUUCCAUCCCGAGUUCCCAAUUGGACAAUGUCCGCGAAUGGCUUGAUUCGGUGGAAGUCCCCGUGGGAGAGAAUGCGGUCAAUUUAAAUUGGUCUCAAAUCAUGAAAACAAUCAAUGACAGUCCAUACGAAUUUUUCAAAGACGGUGGUUGGGCAUUUUUGACAGGUGGAAAUGCCUCCGAUGUGGAAGAGGAGGAAGUGGGGGAGGAAGAGAGCGAGUUUGAUGCAGAUGCAGCAGACUUUGCUUCAUCGUCGAGCGAAACUGACAGCACCGAGUAUUCAGAUGCAUCCGAUGACAGUGACGAGGACUUUGGCGCGGGGUCUGGGAGUGAGUCCGAAGGUCAAGACUGGGAUGAGCUCGAACGGAGAGCAGCCAGGGCAGAUCAGAAGCGAAAGGAAGAGAAGGGUGGUUUCGACUCUGACGAUUCCGCGAGGCCUAAGAAGAAGCCUGCGAAGGCUAACGCGAAGUCAAGACGCUGAUCACGCCCAGACUUCUUUUCACAUACCAAAUCCUUAUGUGUACUAAAUUGUUCCAAUUCCUCAUGUUUUGGUAUAUCUUAUCUUGAUCUCCUCACUGCAUGAAGAUGGACAUGGGUUCAUGUGCAACGCACAAUAAUUAUUGUCGAACAGAACUCUUCAUAUCAUCAGAAUAGAUCCAGUAAUGCUAGGACAUGGUUGGGAAUGCGAACGUCG
Messenger RNA from Cantharellus anzutake, 3454 nucleotides. RefSeq names its product FACT complex subunit SPT16. The record is from RefSeq and is a predicted model, not a curated record. Gene Ontology annotation, molecular function: nucleosome binding. Gene Ontology annotation, biological process: transcription elongation by RNA polymerase II; positive regulation of transcription elongation by RNA polymerase II. NCBI's taxonomy places the organism in Eukaryota, Fungi, Basidiomycota, Agaricomycetes, Cantharellales, Hydnaceae. Gene Ontology annotation, cellular component: FACT complex. The coding region runs from base 41 to 3241 and encodes 1066 amino acids. The transcript is spliced from 17 exons.